GGAUGCAGUAUCUGUAGUACACUGCUGCUCUGCAACACCAAUGUCCUCAUCCCCAACACUCCUGCAACUAAUGAUGAGGAGAAAAAAAAAGAUCAUGUCAGAUAAGUACAUGGAUCAACAAAUUCCUUCUACAUCAUUUUGAGUUUUGACUUGCUUCCUUUCUGCACUGUUUUUUUCCAUAUUCUGGAGGUAACUAUUUGUUUUAUUUUAUUUUAUUCAGUUAUAUAUGUGUGUUAGAGUUUGUUAGCUAAUGGAAGUAUGAAUUAUUAUGCCGCGCUUCUCAAAUUUUGAUUUUUUUUUGAAAACUUUCUAUAUCAGAAUUUUGCUUAGAUAACAUUUUCUAAAGCAAUCUAUUGGUUUUAUAAUAUUUAAUUCAUCCUAUAAUCAAUUUUACAUAAAACUAUAAUCUAUCCAACCGUCCAGCUGUUAGAAUGCGCCGUAGUCUAAAAACAGGUUGAUUAGUAUUUUCGUGAAUGAAAAUAUCAAUCAAUUUGCAAUAUAUUUUGUUGUACUAGUGAAUGAAUAAAAUGCCAGAAUAGACACAAUAAUUCCUACUAGUACUACACAUUAGUACGUCCCAUUUGAUGGUCAUGCUUGCUCAAACUAGUCACCCAAGGCCAAAAUGGUACAAGUGAGUUCCACACCUAGAAUGAAUGAGCAGCUGAUGAGAGAGAAAGAUAGAGAUAGAGAGAGAGAAGAGAAAAAAUCUUGGUGCAGCUAGAGAUCUAGAGAGAGGAAAUAAAAAGGAAAGUGGGGGGAAAGGUGUGUGUGUGUGUGUGUGUGCUUGUGAGGAUAAUGGAAGAGUGGGAGCUGGAGGGAGAUCAGAGGAAAGAUAUAUAGGCUGGCUGGCCGGCGUCUUCUGUAGAGAGCAAAAGGGAAAGGAACUUGCAGUUGCAGGUAAUUAAAUUAAGAAGAGAGAAGCAUAUAUAUACAUUUCCAGUAGAAUUGUAGCUAGAGUGAUCUAUAGCUGCCGGCCGGCGAGGCGAUCUCGAUGGCGGCGUACUACCACGGCGGCGCCGGCACGGACAUCCAGUCCGGCACCGACGGCCUGCAGACGCUGUACCUCAUGAACCCGAGCUACGCCGGCUACGGCGACGCCGCCGCCGCCGCCGCCGCGCCCGGGGCGGCGGCCAACAUGAUGCUCCUGAACUCGGCGGUGACCUCCAUGACGCCGGUGUCGUUCGGCCACCAGCCGUCGCCGUCGUCGUCGUCGGCGGCGCAGCACUUCGUCGGCAUCCCUCUCCAGGCGCCGCCGGCUUCCGGGUACAACCUGUGGACCCCGGCGGCGGCCACCGGCGCGGGCGACAUGUCGCCGCCGACGCCGCAGCACCAGCAUCAGCAAGCUCACGGCGGUGGCGCGGCGGGUGUCAGUGCUGUCCUCAGCCUGUCGUCCCGCGAGGCGGCGCCGCCGGUGACGGUGGCGGCCGUGGUGGCCGCCGGCGACGAGGGGAAGUACCUGCAGGCGGUGGCGCAGGGCGCGGCGUCGCACGGGCAGAUGGUGAUGAGCUCCAAGUACCUCAAGGCGGCGCAGGAGCUGCUCGACGAGGUGGUGAGCGUCAGCAAGGGCGUGGACGACGUCAAGGCCGCCGCGGCGGCGAAGAGCCCGGCCUCGGUGAAGAAGAAGGAGGACUCGGAGGGCGUGUCCGGCGGCGGCACGGAGGAUGGCGGCGGCGCCAAGAGCGGCGGCGCGCCGCCGCCGCCGGAGAUGUCGACGGCGGAGCGGCAGGAGCUGCAGAUGAAGAAAGGAAAGCUGAUUAACAUGCUUGAUGAGGUGGAGCAGCGGUACAGGCAGUACCACCAGCAGAUGCAGGUGGUGGUGGCGUCGUUCGAGGCGGUGGCGGGGGGCGGGUCGGCGAGGACGUACACGGCGCUGGCGCUGCGGACCAUCUCGCGGCAGUUCCGGUGCCUGCGGGACGCGAUCGCGGGGCAGGUGAGGGCGGCGAGCCGGGCGCUGGGGGAGGCCGUCGACGCCGACGGCGGAUGCGGCCGCACGGUGGGGUCCAGGCUCCGGUACAUCGACCACCAGCUCCGGCAGCAGCGCGCGCUGCAGCAGCUGGGCAUGAUGCAGAGCAGCGCGUGGCGCCCCCAGCGCGGCCUCCCCGAGCGCUCCGUCUCCAUCCUCCGGGCUUGGCUCUUCGAACACUUCCUCCACCCAUAUCCCAAGGAUUCGGACAAGAUCAUGCUCGCCAAGCAAACCGGCCUCACCAGGAGCCAGGUUUCGAACUGGUUCAUCAAUGCCAGGGUGAGGCUGUGGAAGCCGAUGGUGGAGGAGAUGUACCUGGAGGAGACCAAGGACCAGGACGGCGGCGGCGGCGCCGGCGCCGGCGACGAGGGGAGCAAGCCCGGUGGGAGCAAGGGCGGCGGCGCCGGCGUCAAUGGCGGUGUGGUUGACAGUGCCGCGAAGAUGGACAGCAAGGCGGCGCACAUGGAGAGCGGCGGCGGCGUACAUCCGUCGCUGCUCGAGCUCGCCGGUGACCACCAGGCGCAGGCGGGGUUCUACGACGACGACGACGAGGAUGGCGGCGCCGCCGCCGCGCUGCAGCAGAAGCUGAAGAAGGCGAGGACGGAGGAGCAGCAGCAGGCGGCGUUCCACGUGUCCGACGUGGCCACGCUGCACGCGCAUGCCGCGGCGGCGGCGGCGGCGAGGCACGACGAGGUGAGCCACCGGGAGCUCCUCAUGAAGUUCAUGGAGAGCGGCAGCGCCGGCGCCGGCGCCGGCGCCGCCGCGAGGGACCACCACCACGAACACCAUGGCGGCGUCGGCUACUCGCUGUUCGCGCCGGCGCCGUACGGGCAGUUCGCCACGGAGCAGUUCGCGUUCGCCGGCCACGGCGGCGGUGGCGGCGGCGGCGGCGUGUCGCUCACGCUCGGCCUCCCGCACGGCGCCGAGCAGACGGCGUCGUUCCUCAUGACCAGCAGCAACGGCAGCGACGGCGCCGGCCACGUCGCCGGCGGCGGCGGCUACGACAUGAACAUGCAGAGCACAAAGUCCUUCGCGGCUCAGCUCAUGAGAGACUUCGUGGCCUAGAAUCGAAUAUGAUUAUACAUAUUAAAUUAGCGCAAAAAUUCCAAUCAAUUAAUCCAUCAAAUUAAUUUAGGGCUUGUAUAGAAAUAAAAUGGUAAAAAGGCCUAGACAUGAAUGCUUAAGCAGAUUAAGCUUAAUUGGGCUAUAGGUUUUGGGAAUGUAAAGAUGGGAGCAAUGUAUAUAUUGGUAUAUAUAGGGUAGCUUAAUUAGUGAAAACCCAAACAUCUUACAAGAUUUAUAGGGUAUAGGAAGAGAGGGAGGGGGGUAUACCAUGAUGUGCAGGGUUAUAUGGAUUUGGAUAUUGGAAGUGUAUGUGGCAUUUUGGCCAAUCACAGUAAUUUCAGUAUUGGUUUUGGGAUAUUGUAAUCUAGAUUCUUAGUAUAAUGUAGCACUAGCACUUUACUUCAAUCCUCUUGCUCCAUGAGAAUGAUGAAGUGGCAUAUAUGUUUUUGUUAAGCUCAAAA
Messenger RNA from Oryza sativa Japonica Group (Japanese rice), 3489 nucleotides. RefSeq names its product BEL1-like homeodomain protein 1. Gene Ontology annotation, biological process: regulation of transcription by RNA polymerase II. Gene Ontology annotation, molecular function: DNA-binding transcription factor activity, RNA polymerase II-specific; RNA polymerase II cis-regulatory region sequence-specific DNA binding. The record is from RefSeq and is a predicted model, not a curated record. Lineage: Eukaryota; Viridiplantae; Streptophyta; Magnoliopsida; Poales; Poaceae.